Molecule: messenger RNA, 702 nt
Organism: Colletotrichum higginsianum IMI 349063
Lineage: Eukaryota; Fungi; Ascomycota; Sordariomycetes; Glomerellales; Glomerellaceae
Product: SAM-dependent methyltransferase
Exons: 1
Coding region: 1-702 (233 amino acids)
Source: RefSeq, a predicted model, not a curated record
AUGUCGACCACGACUAUUACCGCCGUCCAAGAGACGGACCGUAGCAGAUUCAACUUCCAGCAUCGAUGGUUCGAAAGGACCCUCAAGCACUGGGAGGAGCGCACCAGCCCUUUCCGCGGCAAAAAGCUGAGCGUCAUGGAAGUCGGCUCUUUCGAGGGCGGCUCCGCGACGUGGAUUCUGGACAACCUGAUGGACCACCCAGAGUCGACGUUCACCGCCAUCGACACCUUCGGCGGGAGCAUGGAGUUCGAGAAUGACACGUACAAGGAGUUCGAGGCGUACGAUAUCCCCUCGCUGGAGAAGCGCUUCCGGUCCAACGUCGCAAAGUGCCGGCACGUCGACAAGCUGACCGUCAUCAAGCGGUCGAGCCUCGACGCGCUCGCCACCCUGAAGCACCAAGGCGCUCGUUUCGAUUUCAUUUACAUUGACGGAUCCCACGUCGCCUUUGACGUCUUGCACGACGCCGUUCUCGCCUGGGGCAUGCUCGAGGUUGGGGGCACCAUCGUCUUUGACGACUACACCUUGAACAGGUACAACGAGGAGAGCUACAACCCGGCGGUCGCGGUCGACGCGCUGAUCCGAUGUGCGGCUCCCCAGGCGCAAGCCUCCCAGGCGGGAUCUCAGAUGUGGGUCAAGAAGGUGCCUCAGCAAUUCCCGCCCACCCUCAACCCCGAGAGGGAAGUGAUCGUCGAAGACGACUGA